Molecule: messenger RNA, 3532 nt
Organism: Mauremys mutica (yellowpond turtle)
Lineage: Eukaryota; Metazoa; Chordata; Testudines; Geoemydidae
Gene: HS6ST2
Product: heparan sulfate 6-O-sulfotransferase 2
Exons: 2
Coding region: 47-1255 (402 amino acids)
Cellular component (GO): membrane
Molecular function (GO): heparan sulfate 6-sulfotransferase activity
Source: RefSeq, a predicted model, not a curated record
GUGCCGCCGGCGCGGGCAGUGAGCGCCCCGCUCCCGCCCGCCCGCCAUGGAGGACCGCGCCAACCGGCUGCUGCUGGCGCUGGUGCUGCUCUGCCUCUUCGCCGCGCUGGUGCUGCAGUACGUGUGCCCGGGCAGCGAGUGCCAGCGGCUGCGGCUCCGCGCCUUCAGCCCGCCGCGGGCGGACCCCUACCGGGCCGAGGACGAGAGCCCGGCCCGCUUCGUGCCGCGCUUCAACUUCUCCGCCCGCGACCUGCUGCGCCGCCUGGAUUUCAACAUCAAGGGCGACGACCUGAUCGUCUUCCUGCACAUCCAGAAGACGGGCGGCACCACCUUCGGCCGGCACCUGGUGCGCAACCUGCAGCUGGAGCAGCCCUGCGAGUGCAAAGCCGGCCAGAAGAAAUGCACCUGCCGCCGGCCGGGCCGCCGCGAGACCUGGCUCUUCUCCCGCUUCUCCACCGGCUGGAGCUGCGGGCUGCACGCCGACUGGACCGAGCUCACCAACUGCGUCCCGGCCGUGGUGGACAGCAAGCGAGAGGCCAAGCGCCGACCGGCCAGGAACUUUUACUAUAUUACAAUCCUGCGUGACCCUGUGUCCCGAUAUUUGAGUGAAUGGAGACAUGUCCAGAGAGGAGCAACGUGGAAGGCUUCCUUACACGUGUGUGAUGGAAGAUCUCCAACUACUGAAGAGUUACCCAGUUGUUACACAGGGGACGACUGGUCAGGCUGUUCCCUUAAGGAAUUUAUGGAUUGUCCGUACAAUCUAGCCAAUAAUCGGCAGGUCCGCAUGCUGUCUGACCUGAGCUUGGUUGGAUGUUACAACUUGUCUGUCAUGCCAGAAGAGCAAAGAAAUAAGGUUCUUCUAGACAGUGCAAAAGAGAACCUGAAACGUAUGGCUUUCUUUGGCCUUACGGAGUUUCAAAGGAAGACUCAGUAUCUGUUUGAAAAAACUUUUAACAUGAACUUCAUCGCGCCAUUCACACAGUAUAAUAGCACAAGGGCCUCUAGUGUGGAAAUAGACGAGCAGACUCAAAAACACAUCGAGACCCUCAAUUUUUUAGACAUGGAGUUGUAUGAUUAUGCAAAAGACCUUUUUUUGCAAAGGUAUCAGUACAUGCGACAGAAAGAACACCAAGAAGCCAGACGGAAGCGCCAAGAGCAACGGAAGAUCCUGAAGGCAAAACAAGCCCACAAUAAAGAACAGAGUGAUGAUAAUUCAACUACUGAUUACAUAGGGAAUGUAGAACGGUGGCGAUAAUGGGGACUGAAAUCUUUUAAGUUAGAUUAGUUGAAUACCAUAAACAAAACCCAUACAACUCAUAGACGACAACGUUAGUCCAAACAAAUUACGCUUCUUAAAUAUUUGAAGCAGAAGAGGUUAAAAUGUUGCCUUUGCAGUUGCCUUUGCAUUAAAUGUUGUACUGUAUGUGGAAAACUUAACCUUACUGUGUAAUUAAAUUGUCCUUUUUAGGUUUGUUGGAUUAUUUAUGAAACACAAGCCAGGUAGGCUCUCCAGAAAUUGUUGCUUGGACAUUUAAAAAAAAAUCCUUAAAUUAGUUCUCAGUAUGAAAUGAGGUGUUGGAAAUGUGACGUGAUGCACUGUUAAACCUCCCUCAGAAGCAAAUUGAUUUUCUAGUAAUGAGCAUUUAACACACGAACACUAUAAAGCAUCCCUGCAAAACCUUUCCGCUUUGAUUUUUUUUAAUUUUAAUUAUAUAUAUCUGACGCCCCCAACUGCUUGUGAUAUUAACCAAAUUACAAGACAAUGAAAUGAACAAUAAAGGCUUAGAAGAAAAAAUUGACUCCUUUUGUGUAUAAUAUUGGCUUUUUAAAAAAACAGAAGUAAUUUGUCUACUUAUAUAAAUAUUUAAUAUUUUAAACUUUUUCUACCUGUUGCAAAGAGUGUUAAGCUUGGUCUAUCUCACGUUAAAAAAGCAACACUACACUUUUCUGAACUGAAAGUCAAUGUUAAGGAUGCUAUUUUCAGAAUUUUUCAGGGCGGUAUAAUUUUAAAUAUUCUGGAAAAAUUAUGUCACAUCUUCAUCUUUCAUGAAGUCUUCUCAAAAUUAUAGUCUUAUAAUAGUAUCCAGUUUUAACAGUUUUUCAUACAUUGGAAUACAUGUUGCAUUUACCAAAUGCUGAAUAUUGGGUGAUUUAAGACAGGAGAGUCUUUCUAAGAAAUUAUCUUGUGAAUGUUUGUAUAGUGUCUGUCUAAAAAAAAAAAAGAAAAAAAAAACCAAAAAAACCCAUCUCUAAUCCUGGCAACAUUUUUCAAAUAAUUGCUUUGGUUAUUUGUGACCAAUUGGAGGAGAAGUAGAUUUACACUUGAAUUGUGACUUGCUUUUGGUAAAUCUUUACUGCGGAAUGUAAACAUCCGACUCUUUUCUAAUGCUUUAGAGCCCUUUUUAGUGCUGACAGACUGUAGACAAUUAUAAGAGAUUGCAACACAUAUGAGUAUAUAGCCAUAGUUAUACAGUAAAAGAAGGUUGAGUACCUAACCCAAGAAAGAGUGUUACCGAGGCUCUGGAUUUAGAGACCAUUCUGAAAGUACUCCUGACAUGCAGUCUCAUCCGGAGCAGAUCUCGAGGGUGCCUUUUGCUGGCAAUAGCACUUAGAUCAUUUAACUUGAAAGCAGCAAGGUGAUAACGUGAGGGGUAAGGACAAGAAAUGUGAUUUGAUCGUACAAAUCUCUAUGCAAAACAACUGUAAAGAUUCCAGUUAUAAAUUAGGCACGUUUAGAAAUUUGAUAGGUAGCCCACCAUACUCUCAAGCAUUGUACUGACUGGCAAUUUCAAUUUAUGUGCUUGUUAUAUUUUGUGUAGACUUGUGUUAACUUGACUGACCCCCUUGUUAUUGGCGAGUGAGGGAAGCUAUUGGCACGUGGCCUUCCUUGUUCCGAUAUGUAUGAUGCUUACAAUGCUCAUUUCCACUCUAUCCUUUCACCUGGCAUGUUAAAUGCACAAGUGGGGCAGGAGGCAUACAGAUUAGAAGGCUUUAAAACGCACAUCGAUGGCUCCAUGCCUAAGUUGUCUAAAGGUCCAGUUACAUCGGACAUUCUGGUGGUGGUGCUGACUGGGAAAACUGGAAAAGAAUCAAAUGAAUUAUCUUAGCAAUGUGGGAAAUAAUAUAACUUCAUGUGCUGUGCAUUCUUUCUAAUGAGAAGUCCAUUCGCCAAUAUGGUGUCUCCAUUGUAUUUUGGUUUUUAUGGGGGAAAAUAAGCCACUCUUAAAACUGAAAGGCAUUGCUGUAAACAGGUCUUAAACCCAAGCCAGUUGGGAGGCCUGUUGCAAAAGAUGCAUUUUGUUUUUAUGCUGUGGCGUGCAUGGUUUACAAAGACUAGUUGCAUUUUCUUUGUGUAUACUGUUUAUUGUAUAUAGGGGAUGUAUGAAUAUAAGGAUAUAAGGUUUUGUCAUAAACAUAUAAAUUCUACUGGUUUCCACUGUAGACUGGUGUCUUAUUGUGUAGAUUUACAAACCGAUCCACUGACUUUGAUUGUGUAAUUUAACAAUAGAACCAAUAAAUAAAAUUUAAUUAA